Messenger RNA from Pecten maximus, 5273 nucleotides. RefSeq lists its product as uncharacterized. The transcript has 18 exons. Gene Ontology annotation, molecular function: protein binding; protein phosphatase regulator activity. NCBI's taxonomy places the organism in Eukaryota, Metazoa, Mollusca, Bivalvia, Pectinida, Pectinidae. The coding region runs from base 155 to 2212 and encodes 685 amino acids. Gene Ontology annotation, cellular component: protein phosphatase type 2A complex; cytoplasm. Gene Ontology annotation, biological process: protein dephosphorylation. The record is from RefSeq and is a predicted model, not a curated record.
ACACGCCGCUAACAACCUUCACCUUUGUCAUAUAUGUUAUCCACCUUUUGAUUGGUCCUUAAAAAUAGAAUAACCAAUUAAAAUACGUAAUACAAUUUUACCACUGUUUAUAUUUCGGAACUACCCUAGUUUAUUAUAGUUGGUUACCAAGAAAAUGAGGUGUUCCAAAAGACUCAAUUACAAUAUGGCCGACGAAAUACAACAGAAACUUUGCAGUUCGGCGAAAAUAGACCGAGAUCGUGGGUAUCAAGAUUUACUCAGGCAUAUUCACACAUUGGAAGAAGAGGGUCUGUGUGAUUUAGAACAAAAGUUCAUCCAUUUGUUGGCUGACAGUACUGCACCAUGGGAAACAAAACAUGGAGCCCUAAUGGGAUCCAAGGCACUGCUGCUAAGUGGAAAUACAACAGACGAUUUCGUCGUCGACAUGAGAGCAAAAGCAAUCGAUCUAUUGGACGACAAGGAGUUUAGAGUCAGAAUUGCCGCAGGUGAAGUCCUUGGAGCUUUGUGUAAGAAAGUUGGUCCUGAAAUCUAUAACAGAUCCAAAACAAUAAUUCUGGACAAAAUCAGUGUGAACUUGGAACGUGAUCCAAUGAUGGAAGUGGAUAAGAAUGAGCAUGAAGAGGCGAGCAAAUUGAUGGAGAAACUCAGCAGUUCACCUGGACGGAGAGGAAGUGCUGAUGCUGAACAAAUUUUCCACGACACUGCUGGAUGGAAAAAUUUAGAGACAUCUAUGAAAUGUCUUCAGUCUGUUGUGGAGGGAUGUGGUCACCAAUUUUCUGAGUUUGUCGACCAGGAGUUACUGGACUUGGUAUUCCGUGCUCUAAAACAUACCAACCGUUUUGUGAGGGAGACAGGAUUUUACGUUUGUGCUUCAAUAGUAUCAAUUGGCUUGUCAGAGGAAGCCAUGGAACCAGAGAUGCCUGAGAAUAACCCAUUGUACCAGUAUGGACAGCAGUUUGCCGACUAUCUGGCCCAGGGACUGGCAGAUAACUGGAGUCAGGUUCGCUUGGCUGCAUCAACAACAACAAGACAGUUUUUACUGAGUCUUCCAUCAGAGGAAAGCAGAGAGCACUUCUUCCCUUCUCUUCUACCAAAGAUGUGUCUAAACAGGUACUAUGUAGCAGAAGGUGUUCGUAUAUACUCACAGGACACAUGGAAACUUGUGACAAAGACCGACGGCAAACGCUAUGUGGAAAAAUACAUUAAUCAAGUUGUGGACUAUUACGUAGAGGCCACUGACGCUGAUAACCAUGCGGUAAGAGAAGCAGCGUGUGCCUGCAUUGCAGAACUUGGAGCUAAGAUUGACAGAGACCGAGUGCGGCCCUUUGUGCCUCAACUCGUGGAGACCCUCAUCAUAUGUUUUAAUGAUGAAAGCUGGCCAGUCAGAGAUGCUGCAUGUGUGGCCAGUGGAAAUUUUGUUGUCUGUUUCCCAGAAGAAUCCAGGAGUUCCUUGCCUGCUCUCUAUCCCUUGUUCUUCAACAAUUUACAGGACAACAUUCCGUCUGUUCGACAGGGUGCUGCUUUGGCUAUCUCUAACCUUGUGCAGGCUUAUGGCCAGGAUAGCCUGGAUAUUGUGAUGGGUAAGAUAAAGGAAGGCCUAGAUGGACUUGAGAAACAACCAGCCUCCACGGAGAAGUAUACUGACCUCGACACAGCUCCAGCCACAUACGGGGUGGUCAAACGUCGUCGUGACAAUGAUCUUGACCUUCACACAGACAGACAGAUGUAUUCGUGUGGAUCCCUGGCCCCUAAGAUGGGAAGAUCCAGAGGAGGUGGUUGUAUGGACCACAAGUUUAGAAAGCCAACAGAGCCCUGGGAACUUGCUGAUGGAUGUAUCCACUUGCUUGCCGAGCUGUCUAACCACCAUGACCUUGCUGCCCCGGUCAGCCAGAUGUUACCUGAUAUGGCCAAAUCUACAUCAUAUCAGCAUUAUACUCAACAUAUUGUCUACUGUGAAACUAUUUGUAAACAGCUGCCAAACAUUGCCAAAGGAAUUGGAAAGCGACAUUUCAAAAUGCAUUUAGAGAUGUUUCUGGAUAUCAUAUUCCACAGUUUGACCUGUGAUAACUCCCUGACAUCGAGUGCUGCUAGUCAAUGCCUAAAUCAGCUGAGUGCUUUCUUGGGUCCAAACAUUCUCAAGGGUCGUGUGGAACAAUACAACCCAAGAUAUUUGGAGCAGUUGAAUGCAAAUCAGUGUAUAGCAGCAUUAUAGCACAGGGAUUUGUGAGACAACUUAUUUCCAGGUGGAUAAACUAUUCCCUGCAUGUCAAACAUGACCCGCCCGAAGUGUCCCCUGACUCCCCACCUUUGUAUCGAGGAACACCUGACUACAGUAUUAAUUUAGUGACAUUCCUAUAUCACCUCGGAUAUAUAUUAUACACAAAGACAGUAAUCUAUUGUGUCUGCAGUAUGUGUUACAUAGGUGCAUACUACUGAGGAACACUGAUAUUAAUUAAUCCUUAGAAGCCUUUGUUCCUUGAAUAUAUUAGGGACAGACUAUAUUCAAAUCUCCUAUCAUGAGAUAUGAAGGUGUCUAAUUUUAGUUGACAAAUAUCCAAGAUUAUUCAUGCAGUUUUCUGGCUUUACCACUCUGACUCUUCUAUGGUUUAAAUUGUCUAGUUUCUAUUCUAACAUCUGUCAAUGUAGUAAAUAUAUCCAAAACUUUCACUAUACAAAUAGUGUAUAGACUAUUUUUGGAGCAGAUUUACUACUAUGUAUGUAAAUCCAGCGAUUCUGUUCAUGCUUAGUGUAUACGCUGUAUAUACCAUGAUUAAGGGGAAUAUGCACAGGGUUAUGAUAGUAACAUACACAGUGGAUAGGUUCAGGAACAGAUGUACCAAUAACCUGUGUGUAGUAACAACCAAUGUAUACCUUCUAUUGUACUCAGUAUAUGUAGUAUAUUGCUGUAUGGCAUGAUUAAGGGUUUUUUUUUUCUUUCAAUUUGAUUGUUUAAAAUUCAAAAUUUAAAAUUGUUUUAUUAUCACUAAUGUUUUCUAUAGUCUUAAAAAUCAGUUGUCUGUGAUUGUGUUGUAUAAUGAUUGUGCUGCAGUACUUUUAUAAGUGCUUGUCAUUGAGUAAGAAUGUAGAGAGACUUCAAUGUAUUGUCUGAGCUAAGUUAUAACAAAUCCAGGUUUUGACCUGAUUGAUUGUCGUCAUCUACUGUAAAGAACUGUUUUUGAAUAGUAAGAGUUUCAUAGAAGGUUCCUCACAACAUCCUAUUUGGAUAUUUCUUAAAUCAUCUUUAUCUAAUUUUCAUUGGGGUCAGGAAAGAGAAUAUGUGUAUUUUAAUCAGAUAUUUAUAUCAUGAAAGUUGUAUGUUGCAAACAUAAGUAUUGUUAUUUUGUCAUUGUUUCUCUGUGGUAAAUCAUGACCCCUAUACUGCUUAUUGACCCUUAAUUCUGGCUAGUCAAUGAUUAAAUGUGGAACUACAUAUAUCAGUUUUUACAUACCCUUCUGGAAUUUCUUAUCAUACGUUGAAACCUGUUUAAAGUGACCGAUAUUUACAUCUGGUUUAGUAACCUAAAUAUAGAUCACUUAGGCAGUCUGGUUUAGUAAUCUAAAUAUAGAUCACCUAGGCAGUCUGGUUUAGUAAUCUUGAUAUAGAUCACCUAGGCAGUCUGGUUUAGUAAUCUAAAUAUAGAUCACCUAGGCAGUCUGGUUUAGUAAUCUAAAUAUAGAUCACCUAGGCAGUCUGGUUUAGUAAUCUAAAUAUAGAUCACCUAGGCAGUCUGGUUUAGUAAUCUAAAUAUAGAUCACCUAGGCAGUCUGGUUUAGUAAUCUAAAUAUAGAUCACCUAGGCAGUCUGGUUUAGUAAUCUUAAUAUAGAUCACCUAGGCAGUCUGGUUUAGUAAUCUAAAUAUAAAUCACCUAGGCAGUCUGGUUUAGUAACCUAAAUAUAGAUCACCUAUGCAGUCUGGUUUAGUAACCUAAAUAUAGAUCGCCUGAGCAGUCCUGUUUAGCAAGAUGAACAGAAAUUUGGAAGUGUAUUUGUAGGUAAGUUUUCAAAGUUUGCUAUGGCUUUGGAGGAUAUAUAGUAUUUUUUCAUAUGAUACUAUUAUGAUAAGUUGUGUUUUAAUUUCAAUGAUGUGUUCACACAUGGUUGUGGAGACAUUGAGACGUCUCAAUGUUUUAAAAUGUGUUAGAGGUGACCACCAGUAGUUAAAAACGAUUACAUAUUCAAUGAUUGAAAUAUUUUCAUUUUUUGACGUUCUUAAAAAAUCAUGUAUCACAGGCUUGCUUGAUAUGUUAACACACAAGUAUACGGUGCUUUACAAGCAAUGGCCAUCUGAAGUUUGUGUUAAUGUUCUACUACAAAUUAGUGCACAUUGUAGGUACAUGUAAACUGCUGUAAGUGGGACACAAAUAAACAUGUAAAUCACAUGAAAUUGUAGUUCAUAGGAAAGGCAAGUACCCUUGUUAUAAUUUAGGAAGCAUGUGUCACUUUUUGCUUAUGUAUCUGUUUAUUAGGGCAGUAAGAUGGUGGGUAAGUCGAAACUCUGAUCAGUAGAAUUAGGAACACUUUGGUCAGUAGAAUAUGCCAUGCCCUGAUGAGCCUCUUUGUUGCACUAUGACCCAAAGUGCUGGCGAGCUUAUGGCAUGGUGAAGUGUCCAUCAUCCUUAUAUCAACUUUUCAUAAAAAUCACUACUCGUCCUGAACGAAUUGUUUGAUUUGGGCAAAAUUUGGUUGAGGGAUCCUUAGACAAUGUGGGAACCAAUUUUGUGUAAACAAUAGGUAUUGACCUUAGUUUCCUACCAAUUUCUUUGAAACGUUGGAGGUUUUAUGAUUGAGAUAUGGAGUUAUGCUUAAUGAGUUGGAGACCUAUCGUUGAUUACUCGCAUUUCUCUACUGUAAAGAUUGACUUUUUACAUUUAGUCUAAGAUGAGGGUUAUAACAUGCUACCUAACCACCUUAAGGCGAUGCAAGUAAGAUAAUAUAUAUCACAUAAUGGUAUUUGACAGGUAUAUAUUGUUCCUCGUGGUACUUGUUAACUUGUCUUGGAGUGUUUCUGUUCAUAAACAUUUUAUUUGAUAAGCCAUUUUGUUAAUGAUGUACACGGUUAUUAAACCAGGAUCUAACAUGUUAAAUGUGGACAGUAUUGGUUUCUGUCAUUUGUAACACCCUUUCAAUAAUGUGGAUUAAAGACUUACAAGACACUGUCAUAUCAAUCACAAUUAAAGAUCAAAACAUAAAACAAGGUCUUGUGACAUGUUCUGUAUUCAAACGUUAUCUAUUUUGAUAAAUGUUGUCUAUUAAACAUAUUGUAAGCUGCUAA